GGGAGGCUGCGGCACAGACAGCUGUUUUGAAGACGUGAAUGCCAAGGAGCUCAAAGAACUCGGGGUUCUCCUGCUUCUGUGUCCCAAGUGCCGGGAUCUCAGAGGUCCCGGGCCCUGAGCCUAGCCAGCAAGAGCGACUGGUCUUUGGCUGCGGGGACACCGUGGAGCUGAUCUGCUCUCUGCCUGGAGAUGCCGGCCCAGGCUGCGCUGUCUGGUCUAAGGAUGGCACGGAGCUGGUCGCUUCCCACAGCAUCCUGGUGGGGCCCCAGAGGUUACAAGUGCUGAACGUCUCCCGUGACGAUGCCGGGGUCUACGUGUGCCGGCAGCAGCUCACCCGGGAUGUCCUGUGCCCCUUCACUGUGAAUGUGACAGAUGCUGCAUCCUCAGGAGAUGAAGAAGGUGGCGGGAACGUGGCUGGAGACACAGGGGCCCCUUACUGGACUCGGCCAGACCGUAUGGAUAUGAAACUGCUGGCCAUGCCGGCCACCAGCACUGUGCGCUUCCACUGUGCAGCUGCUGGCAGCCCCACCCCCUCCAUCUCCUGGCUGAAGAACGGCGAGGAAUUCAGAGGGGAGCGUCGCAUGGGGGCCACCAAGUUUAGGCACCGGCAUGGGAGCCUGGUCAUGGAGAGUGUGGUGCCUUCUGAUAGCGGCCACUACACCUGCGUGGUUCAGAACACGUUGGGCAGCAUCCGGCAGACUUACACCCUGGAAGUCCUGGAGCGCUUCCCACAUCAGCCCGUUUUGCAGGCUGGGCUGCCGGAAAACCAGACGGCCACCCUAGGAAGCGACGUGGAGUUCCACUGCAAGGUCUACAGCGAUGCCCAGCCGCACAUCCAGUGGCUGAAGCACGUGGAGGUGAAUGGCAGCAAGACAGGCCCGGAUGGCAGGCCCUACGUCACCGUCCUCAAGACAUCAGGCAUUAACACAAGCAACAAGGAGCUAGAAGUUCUGUCUCUGAGCAAUGUCACCUUUGAGGACUCGGGGGAGUACACCUGUCUGGCAGGCAAUUAUUUUGGAUUUUCCCAUCACUCUGCAUGGCUGGAGGUGCUGCCAGCUGAGAGAGAGCUGGCUGAGGGCAGUGCAGCUGGCAAGUGGUCUGCAGGCCGCAUCAGCUCCUGGGUGGGCUUCUCCAUCUUCAUCUUGACGGCAUCGGUUGGGACGCUCUGCUACCUGCGUGGAGUCUCAGGAAAGAACCUGGGGUCUCCCGGUGUGGACAAUGACAUUCGCUUCCCACCCGAGCAAGAGGUGACCUCCGUGAACUCUGGUCUACCCUGGGUCCGCAUCGUCCACCCAAUUUCAAGAGAAUCUACCGUCAUGGCCAGUGUUUCUGAGCGUCCGCCGCCAGCCGACCCCAAGUGGGAAAUAUCGAGAACUCGGCUGACACUUGGUCAUUCUCUAGGAGAAGGCUGCUUUGGCCAGGUUUUUAAGGCAGAGGCUGUUGGCCUUCACCUGGACAACACUGCCGAGCCCAUCACCGUGGCUGUGAAAAUGCUGAAAGAUGAUGCCAAUGGCCAGGACUUGUCGGACCUGGUGUCUGAGAUGGAGAUGAUGAAAGUUAUUGGCCGGCACGAGAACAUUAUCAACCUGCUGGGGGCCUGCACACAGGGCGGGCCAUUGUAUGUGCUGAUGGAGUACGCAGCCAAGGGCAACCUCCGGGACUUCCUGCGGGCACAAAGGCCGCUCAGCGUGGAAUGCUAUGGUGCCUCCAGGCUGCCAGAAGAACAGCUUACCCGCAAAGAUCUCGUGUCCUGUGCCUGUCAGGUGGCCCGAGGUAUGGAGCACCUGGCUUCUCGGAAGUGCGUUCACAGAGACUUGGCUGCCAGAAACGUGUUGGUGACUGAGGACAACGUGAUGAAGGUUGCAGAUUUUGGCCUGGCCCGUGAUGUGCACCGUCUGGGAUACUACAAGAAGAUCACGCACGGCCGGCUCCCUGUGAAGUGGAUGGCACCAGAGUCCCUGUUGGACGGAGUCUACACCCACCAGAGUGAUGUGUGGUCCUUUGGAGUCCUGCUCUGGGAGAUCUUUACCCUGGGGGGCUCCCCAUACCCUGGCAUCCCAGUGGAAGAGCUUUUCAAGCUGUUGAAAGCCGGCUACCGCAUGCACAAGCCUGCCGACUGCCCACACGACUUGUGAGCAAAGCGUUCCUUACUCACUCCUCUGACUAGUCCCUGGGAGUGGCUGGUUUCCUACCGGGGCUCCUGGCGGGAGGCUGGUAGCCUUGGGUGAGGGAGGGAUGGACAACGGGCCGAGAAACCACAGCCAGGUUUGCCACAGGUAUGUGGUCAUGUGGGACUGUUGGCGUGCGGUGCCUUCCCGGAGGCCCACCUUCAAGCUCCUGGUAGAGGGAUUCGAUGGCAUCCUCACGCACGUCAGCCCACGUACGCCUGGACCUACCGAUGCCUUUUGAGCAGAGCUUGCCAGGUGAUGGGGAUACCGGGAGCCCCAGUUCCUUAGAGACGACUGUUCACCCACGCCCUGCUGCGCCCAACCCGACCCGAGCAUCGGAGGCCUCAGACGUGAGGGGCCCAGGAUCCCAUAGACCAAGCCCCGGUUAAUGUUUACGGAUAUAAAAACGUAUGGGGCCUUUACAAGUUGUAUUUGCUACAGGGUUAGCACUUCUUAUGUGACGCUUCCUCGUUUUGUAGGAUUGGCUAUGAUGUUUCAAACCUAGUGAGAAAAAGCAGUGAACGUACGCUUGUGAUUUUUUUGUACUGUUCCUGAGCCCCUGACUUUGGUGGCUGUCUCUCGCCUAUGAGCUGGCAGCGCCAGGACAGUGUCUCAGGGGAACUUUUCUUGGAGCCCAGAGUGUGGUUUCUCAGCCCACAUCGGCAGAUGUCGUUUUGUUAAUGCAAACAACUUUUCUAAAAAAAAAAAAAUAGGAUCUCUGUGAGUUCGAGACCAGCCUGGUCUACAAGAGCUAGCACCAGGACAGGCUCUAAAGCUGCAGAGAAACCCUGUCUCGAAAAACCAA
Arvicola amphibius (Eurasian water vole) is the source of this 2973-nucleotide messenger RNA. RefSeq names its product fibroblast growth factor receptor 3-like. Gene Ontology annotation, cellular component: signaling receptor complex; membrane. The coding region runs from base 39 to 2135 and encodes 698 amino acids. The record is from RefSeq and is a predicted model, not a curated record. Gene Ontology annotation, molecular function: ATP binding; fibroblast growth factor binding; fibroblast growth factor receptor activity. The transcript is spliced from 16 exons. Gene Ontology annotation, biological process: positive regulation of kinase activity; multicellular organism development; positive regulation of cell population proliferation. NCBI's taxonomy places the organism in Eukaryota, Metazoa, Chordata, Mammalia, Rodentia, Cricetidae.